Molecule: messenger RNA, 1824 nt
Organism: Hansenula anomala
Lineage: Eukaryota; Fungi; Ascomycota; Saccharomycetes; Phaffomycetales; Wickerhamomycetaceae
Gene: ANR2
Product: Anr2p
Exons: 1
Coding region: 1-1824 (607 amino acids)
Cellular component (GO): lipid droplet
Source: RefSeq, a predicted model, not a curated record
AUGGCAUCAUCCACCCCACGAACGCCAAAGUCGCCAAAACCCAGUAUCAUAACACAGUCUCCAAGACCGCUGAGCACUCCUCAAAGUGAAAACGCUUCCAAAGGGUUAAAUAUUCUGCUACAGAAUGCCGCAGCUAAUGCAACAUCAGCAAGUCCACUGAGUGCUAUUUUCUUAGUCCAAUUUGAUGUGAAAUCAGGUUAUAUGCUAAAGUGGAGCAAGACAGUCAGUGAAAAUGUUUCAUUAAAGGGGGUAGAAUACAAAAGUUUACCUUCAGGGCUACACGAAGUUGAGAGAGAUGUUAUAUCGUUUGUACAACUUCAACAAGGUGAUCCUGAGCCAGAGUCUCAGCCAUUUGACAACUUGCUAUAUGGUGUCUCAGUGUUUCACCAGAAUUUGAAUGAAUCGGUCGGUGGUUCAAGAAACAAGGUCAAGAUGUUUUCUUUAGGAAUAUUAGUUGACCCCUUAACUCAAGUUUAUGCCAAAUCUUCAGUGUCAAAAUUCUCUGGGGACUUACCAACUUGGAAACCAAUGCAUUUCACUACUGGGUUAGAAUAUGUUGACCAACUACAUAAACUCUUAGAUGAUUGGGAUAAUUCAAGUGAAGACUAUAGCACAUUUGAAGAUUUCUUCGAUAAACAUUCCUCCAAGAUUGACUUGUUGGAUGUCAUUGGAUCAAAAUCUCCAAAGGCAACGGUUCCUAAAAUUGAUACACAAACUUUACACAGUUCAUUAAUGGGGAAACAUCAUAGUCAUCAUUUUUUGUUAAAUCUUACCAAUUUACUUGAAGCUUUGGGUCCUUUAAUUUUCAGGGUUUGGAGGUCAGCAUUACUUCGAGAAAGGAUUUUGCUAUUUGACGCACCAAGUGUGGAAUUGAAUUGUUCUUUUGCCUAUUGUCUAGCGAUUUUAUCCACUAUACCACAAGAGAUUCAUUGGCUACUGAAUGAAAGCGGUUGCUGGGCUACGUCUUCAUUGCAAUUCAUACAACCAGUUUAUUCAAUAGGCGUUAAUGAUAUUGACUGGCUGAAAUCAUUGAUUAACUCAGAUCCUGAAAAUCAUAGAAAUACAAGUUUUAUUGCUUCUUCUACAGAUGAAAUAUUAUUGUUCAAAAGCACUUUAUAUGAUAUUUCUGUUCAAUUCAAUCAACCACAUCAUGUUGCAACAAAAGUUCCCAAAGUGUUUUUGGUAGAAGCUGCUAUCCCAGGAUCUAAAAACACAGAUCCUUUGAGAGCCACACAACGAGAUUUGAAAAGAUUUAAAGUAUUGGCAACAGAGUUCAACUUGUGCAAUGAAGAUGGUGAAUUAAAAUGUCCAAACGCUGCAAAAUUGACAGAUGAAGCUGUUGAUAGCACAGAAGAUCCACAACAAACAACAGAAUCUGAUGGAGUACCGUGGUGGCAAGAAGUUUCAGAACCAGCUUCUUGGAGACAAUUGGCUUGGUCUGGGUUUUAUUGGUGGGCAUCAGCUGGUGAAAAUGAAAAAAUUGAAGAGGAACAAGAAGUUGAUGGCUUGAAAGAAAUGGGUGAUUAUAAUAAAAAUGAGGUUGAACGUUCUUUAGUGCUUGUUGGAUAUUUCCAGAAUUUAACCAAAAGGAUUUUCACUACCAUUGCAGAUAUUAUCAACAAUGAGAAUGAAGAAGAUUCAAAAGACAAUGAUGAUUCUGAAUUAGUUGAUAAGACGAUUUGGAUUGAACCUGCUGAUAUAUUUGAAAUGGGAUUGGAUCCUUAUUCUAAACAGGAUGCUGAAUUUGUUGUCAAAUUGAUUCAAGUUUGGUGGAACAGAAAGGCACAAGUUGGCUCCAAACUCUCAAAUUUGUGCUGCUUUUAG